CGUGUCUUCUAGGUGAUCUGUGCGCGGUGUGAGCCGGGCGGGGCCCACACGUUCCACAGGAGGUGCCUUUGACGGACUGACGGAGGUUCAACGGAGCGUCGAGAAUCGUCCAGGAGUCAAGUUCUGUCCAAGUUUAGCUGGUACGACCUGGUGCUUCCUGUCCCUUCUGCACCUCCUCUCAUUGUGCAUGAGCACACCUGAGCCUCAUGCGGAUGUGAGCACCACUCGCUCCCCCUCUGUUUGCCGCCCUCUCCAUCCCUGCCCUGUUGUGUUCCCUGGCCUGGUUAGCCCUGUGAGGCUCUCGAAAAAGUAAACAAUAAUGUGUGAUAACGGAGACCCUGAGGAUAAACCUCCAGCCCCUCCAGUCAGAAUGAGCAGCACCAUCUUCAGCACCAGCUCUGGCAAAGACUCCCUUUCAGCAAACCACAGCUCUAAACCACUGCCUUCUGUGCCUGAAGAAAGGAAACCUCGUAACAAGAUCAUCUCAAUCUUCUCUGGGGCUGAAAAGGGUGCCCGAAAGAAAGACAAAGAUAAAGAGCGACCAGAGAUCUCACCCCCUUCAGAUUUUGAACACACCAUACACGUUGGGUUUGAUGCUGUCACAGGGGAGUUCACUGGUAUGCCAGAGCAAUGGGCUCGAUUACUCCAGACCUCAAACAUCACCAAGUCAGAGCAGAAGAAAAACCCUCAGGCUGUGCUAGACGUUCUUAAGUUCUAUGACUCCACGGGCAACGGUCGCCAGAAGUACCUCAGCUUCUCAUCCUCUGAAAAAGACACAUUCACCACAGGACCGCCGUCUCCUGUUAAAAAAGGCAGUGAACCUUCAUCUCCAAAUAUCAAAGACAUUGAUGAUGAUGACGAUGAUGAAACUCCUCCUCCUGUUGUGGCACCACGACCAGAAUACACCAAGAGUGUGUAUACUCGCUCUGUCAUUGACCCAAUCCCUGCACCAAGCACUUGUCCGGAUGGAGAUUCUGCCUCCAAGGCAGCAGACAGACAGAAGAAGAAGAACAAGAUGUCUGAUGAGGAGAUAAUGGACAAACUGAGAACCAUCGUCAGCAUUGGAGAUCCCAAGAAGAAGUAUACCAGAUAUGAAAAAAUUGGGCAGGGGGCGUCAGGAACAGUAUUCACAGCAAUUGAUGUUGCCACAGGACAGGAGGUUGCCAUUAAACAGAUUAACCUACAAAAGCAGCCGAAGAAGGAGCUAAUCAUCAAUGAGAUUCUAGUGAUGAAGGAGAUGAAGAACCCCAACAUCGUCAACUUUGUAGACAGUUUCCUUCUGGGGGAGGAGCUGUUUGUGGUGAUGGAGUACCUGGCUGGUGGUUCGCUGACAGAUGUGGUUACAGAGACCUGUAUGGACGAGGCCCAGAUAGCAGCAGUCUGUCGAGAGUGUUUACAAGCAUUGGAAUUCCUACAUGCGAACCAAGUCAUCCACAGAGACAUCAAAAGUGACAAUGUGUUACUUGGCAUGGACGGCUCCGUCAAAUUAACCGAUUUCGGCUUCUGUGCCCAGAUCACUCCCGAGCAGAGCAAACGCAGCACCAUGGUUGGGACGCCUUACUGGAUGGCUCCUGAGGUGGUGACCCGGAAGGCUUAUGGGCCUAAAGUAGACAUUUGGUCACUGGGUAUUAUGGCCAUUGAGAUGGUCGAAGGAGAGCCUCCCUACCUGAAUGAGAACCCACUUCGAGCGUUAUACCUGAUCGCCACGAACGGCACACCCGAGCUUCAGAAUCCCGAGAAGCUGUCACCAGUUUUCAGAGAUUUCCUCAACCGGUGCCUGGAAAUGGAUGUCGAGAAAAGAGGAGGAGGCAAAGAGCUGCUGCAGCAUCCGUUCCUGAAGCUGGCGAAGCCUCUGUCCAGCCUCACGCCUCUCAUCCUGGCAGCCAAGGAGGCCAUGAAGGGCAAUCAUUAGCUGAUGAAACUAGCUCCCAUGCCUUCCCAUGCUGUGCACAGAUAUGUGCCAACCAUUUAGAAUUCGUGCCAGACAAUAGGCUGAGAUUGACUUGCCGCUCUUGAUGCACCAGCCUUACAAGCCCUGACAAACCUCACUGUGAAGAAGACCAAAAAUAUAGAGCACAACCCCACCGCUGUCCAUAUGAACUCUACUCUCACUCAGACGUCAGAAGACAAGUCAAACUUAAGUGCUUAGUUUCAGAGUCAGUAGUAGUUGUUUUUGUACAACAGAUCACCUGGUGACAUGUUAGGGCUAGGCUUGUAUUUAACUUGGAAUGAAGAAGACGCCUAGUUCAGUUUAGUUUUUGAAUCAACUGCCUUAAACUAAUGCAAAAUGUUGCCUAAUGUAUUGUUGAUUGUGUCAGUGUCUCUUUUCCCGUGAUUUUUACUACCUUUGUAAUUUACCUUUUCAGCUUGUCGGUGUCUUAGUUUUUUUGAUACUUGAAUUUCAUAUGUGUCCCUUUCUUCCGUACUGGGUCUCAUUCAAAGAACACACUUGCUAUUUCCACAUCGACCCGUGUUUUAUGGACAUUUUCUCUCAUCAAUUUUAUAGGAAACAUUUCAGUGCAUUUGCAUCAUGAAUAUUUGUCGUGUUUGUGUUGAUAAGACUGAUAGACCUUCUGUACCAGUACCCUGUAUCAUUAGACUCCUGUUAUCAGAGGUGCACCUUACAGGCAAAUAAAAUUGUUAGAUUGACAGGGUUUAUACUUUUUUCUCUCUUGUUAUUAAAAAUGAGUAUUGUAUGUGAAAUCUGUCCUUUGUGUUCUUCUGGACUAAACAAAUUGCUUUCUCCAUGUGUAUAUUGUGUACUUAAUAAUUACUUUGACAAAAAAACGAUUGGCCUUAUUCUGAUUAGUUGUCGAAGGCAGGUAAAGGCCAUUUGUUGUCUUUUUGUCAUCUGAAUGACUAACAUCUUUGUCUGUGCACUCAAAAUAAAUGCAUCUGUUCUUGC
Messenger RNA from Platichthys flesus (European flounder), 2905 nucleotides. RefSeq names its product p21 protein (Cdc42/Rac)-activated kinase 2b (gene pak2b). Gene Ontology annotation, cellular component: cytoplasm. Lineage: Eukaryota; Metazoa; Chordata; Actinopteri; Pleuronectiformes; Pleuronectidae. Gene Ontology annotation, biological process: regulation of axonogenesis; regulation of MAPK cascade; protein phosphorylation. The coding region runs from base 320 to 1912 and encodes 530 amino acids. Gene Ontology annotation, molecular function: protein serine/threonine kinase activity; ATP binding. The record is from RefSeq and is a predicted model, not a curated record. The transcript is spliced from 15 exons.